CUCGGCCUCUUACUUCUCCUCUAAAUCCUGCCAUUUCAACCUCCUUCAAUUAUAGUUACAGAAAACCCAGUUGACAAAAAUCGACAGGGAAAUGCUGCGUAGAAAACUAGCUUCACUGGUUUCAGCCUCGAGAAUCUGCAAUGGUUGGACGAAAAUCAACAAACCCAUCUCCCAAACUGCCCCAAAACAACUCCUGUCUGCUCAACCUAGCCGUACCAGCUUAAGCAAUGGAGCUCUGGGGUCAUAUUAUUCCUGUUCUUGUUCUCAUUCUAACCAGAACAGGGGCUAUAGCAGCAGCAGCAGCCUUUUGGCCUUGAAUGAUCUGAGAGACAACAGGGGCUCCAGAAAGCAGAAGACCCGGAAAGGCCGUGGCAUCGGGUCGGGCAAAGGGAAAACUGCAGGGAGGGGUCACAAAGGUCAGAAGGCCAGAGGGACUAUGAAGUUUGGAUUUGAAGGUGGCCAAACCCCCCUUCGCCGCCGUCUCCCCAAACGUGGGUUUAAGAACCCUUUUAGCCUCACUUUUCAGCCAGUUGGCAUAGGGAAGAUUGCAAAAUUGAUUAAUGCUGGGAAGAUAGACUCGUCAGAGUUGAUAACUAUGAAAACGCUCAAGGAUGCUGGAGCAGUAGGGAAACAGAUAGGAGAUGGCAUUAGACUGAUGGGACGUGGUGCCGAACAUAUUGAAUGGCCCAUCCAUCUAGAGGUUUCAAGAGUAACCGUUAGGGCGAAGGCAGCUGUUGAAGCGGCAGGUGGAUCUGUGAGGAGAGUUUAUUACAACAAACUAGGGCUUAGGGCUCUACUCAAGCCAGAGUGGUUUGAGAAGAAGGGCAGAUUGCUUCCUAAAGCAGCGAGACCUCCACCAAAACAGAGGGAUAAAGUGGAUAGCAUUGGACGUCUGCCUGCCCCAUCCAAACCCAUUCCUUUUACAAAUGAAGAAAAAGAAGCAAUGUCUGCUUCUCUUGCCUGAUAUGUUCCCUUCUGUUCACGUGUUUGUCUUUGAAUUUUUUAUUUACAUUUACAAUAUAGAUAAUGGUAGAAUAAAUGGCUUCCUUUUCCCUGUUGACGAAGUAUUUUCAUUUGAAGUAGCUAUAGGUUUAGAGCGUACAAAUCUUUUUCCCUUUAAGUUGGGAAAUCAUCAGUUGGCAUAAUAGUAAUUCUUUGCCAUGCUUGAGUAGGAUUGUAAUAUGAGACAGCGGAGUAUUUUUGCAGUUCACUCUCUCUGUUUACAUUGAAUUGUUGGUAAAUCUAUUCACUACUUUGGUUAA
Molecule: messenger RNA, 1262 nt
Organism: Coffea eugenioides
Lineage: Eukaryota; Viridiplantae; Streptophyta; Magnoliopsida; Gentianales; Rubiaceae
Product: 50S ribosomal protein L15
Exons: 4
Coding region: 92-964 (290 amino acids)
Biological process (GO): translation
Cellular component (GO): mitochondrial large ribosomal subunit
Molecular function (GO): structural constituent of ribosome
Source: RefSeq, a predicted model, not a curated record